GACAAUCUACACAUGCAGAGCCUCGAGAGCUCCCAUUAAUUAUCUAGAGGCUUCUUCACCAAGCAGAAUAUUACAGAAUGAGUGAUUCCGACAGCGAACCCAAGUCCCCGGGAGUGCCUGCAUGGCAACGUAGAGGCGAGGAAGAACAGUCCAGUGAACCGCAGGACGCAGCUAUUGAGCCACCAAGUCGGGCAGCAGUACUCGAACAAGCCAGGAAGUUCUUGGAGGAAGACGAGGUUAGGAAUGCAUCUACGGAUAAAAAGAUUGCUUUUCUAGAAAGCAAAGGUCUCGACGGAGAUGAUAUACAAGAGUUACUUGGUGUAUCGCGGAAUAAUGAAGCGACAAACACAUCUAUCACUGAGGUCAAAUCACCAGAUCCAAAGACUCAACCUCAAUCGCUGACACGACAUUCACCUCCAUCUACUCAACCAAGCUACGCGCAAAUACCUCGCGAACAAGCUCCUAUCAUAACAUAUCCUGAAUUCUUGGUUCAGCCAUCUGCUGCUACUCCUCUAAUUACCAAACACCGCCUCCUCACAACCCUGUAUCUUUUCGGCUCCCUCAGCUUUCUACUUUAUGGCACAAACACCUUUUUAAUACGCCCUAUGCUCAACACUCUUACCGAAUCCCGGCUCUCUCUAUCAUCGGCCACUCUUAAUAACCUUCAAAAAUUAAUCCACAAACUCGAGAAUUCGGUUUCUGAAAUCCCCCCUACCUACCACCACCAUAAAUCUCUCCAAUCCGAAUACCUCGACUCCGAUGCUAGCUCCGUGACCAGUGAUCCCACCGAGCUUUUCCACCGCGAUAUUGGCGUCCAGACGUCUCUCCCAUCAUCUCCUUUACAAACACCCAGUUCGCCCUCCCUAAUAUCCCACGCGAAUACUGCGACCACAGCAACAACCAUACAGACAUCGCGUCUCACGACUCUACAAGGUACAUUAUCAUCCUUGCUGGAGGAUUCAACCUACGAAUCAUCUACAAGUGAAGAGCUAGAAACAAAAAUGUCUAUGUUGAAGGAAUAUUUACAAGGCUUGGUGUUUUCAACGCCUACAUUUAGUUACGGGUCGGGAGGUUUUGGAAAUGGAGGCGAUAGGAAUGGAAACAAGGAGGGAGAAGAUGAAAUUGCAAAGGUUAAGAAGGAGAUUCGAGGAGUGAAGGGAGUUUUGCUUAGUGCGAGAAGUUUUCCUGGGGGUGUCAGGGCGAGAUAAUGGAGGUUGGGAGAGGAGAAUGUAUGAGAAUCAGUAGGCUUAUUAGAUGAUAAUAUAUGAGUUAUGAAUGGAUAUUCAAUUUUUGGAAACCAUCUAAAUCUCUAUUGAUAAAAGCCAGUGCGAGUUUGAAUCUAGUACGAAAUCAAUCACUACGGAUGAGAUAUCUCAAAACUGCCUCGACACUGCCCUUAAUAUACCAGAAGCGAGUUACUCGAUGUGUAUCUUUUAUCGGAAUGAUUGGACUUAAUUCUAGGUGUCUUGAGAUGACAUAAAUCUAAAUAGUUUGCUUUUUAACA
Botrytis cinerea B05.10 is the source of this 1504-nucleotide messenger RNA. RefSeq lists its product as hypothetical. The record is from RefSeq and is a predicted model, not a curated record. Gene Ontology annotation, molecular function: signaling receptor binding. The transcript has a single exon. NCBI's taxonomy places the organism in Eukaryota, Fungi, Ascomycota, Leotiomycetes, Helotiales, Sclerotiniaceae. Gene Ontology annotation, cellular component: peroxisomal importomer complex; peroxisomal membrane. Bases 78 to 1208 code for a protein of 376 amino acids. Gene Ontology annotation, biological process: protein import into peroxisome matrix, docking.